UACAGCUACACUCACCCAUGUAGCAUUAGCAACCUGAGCUCAAACAAAUGGCCGUCUGCUUUCUCUCGUCGUGUGGAAAAACGCGGUUUCAGCUGGGCGUUUCACCAUUCAAACUGCUCUGUCUUAGGUCCCGUAUUGGUUUCUCCAGCACUGCUGCAGAAAGGGACAAUACAGGACAUGACUGCCACAGUGAUGAUGGUGAUGAUGAUCACAGUCGCUCCGUAAUGCAUGUCAGAAUGUUGGAGAUGAGAGCCAACAAACUGGAGGAACAGGUCCGAGAUCUCACCCAAAGGUAUCAAAGAGCUUUGGCUGACUCAGACAAUGUUCGGAGAAGAACUCAGAAAUUUGUGGAGGAUGCUAAACGCUUUGGAAUUCAGAGUUUCUGUCGUGACCUGGUGGAGGUGGCGGACCUGCUGGAGCAGACUGUACAUGGCACAGAGGAGGACACACAGACCCUUACUCAGAGUUUGGAACUCGUACAGAACAGACUGCAACAAGUGUUCACCAAGCAUGGGCUGGAGAAGAUGAAUGUUGUUGGGACUGCUUAUGACCCCUAUCAGCAUGAGAUUGUGUGCCAUACUCCAGCUGAUGGACUUGAGCCAGGCUCUAUAGCUGUUGUCAAGCAGGACGGUUACAAGCUACACGGGCGCACUAUUCGCUUUGCGCAUGUGGGAAUUGCUGUAAAAGCACAGGAGUCAUAAUUGUGUGGUUUGUACCACUCAGACCUAAAACUCUUGUGCUUCAUUAUUGUACAGUUUUUUUUUUUUCUUUUGAUAGAUUUAUAUGUACAUGAUCCCUAAGGGGAAUUUUGGGAGAUUUACAUGUACACACAUAUACAACAAACUUGAUUAUUUAAUUCCCAAGUUGUUGAUUUAGUUUUGUAUUUUUGUCAUCGAGUUUAUAAGUUAUAUGUAACUCUAAUAAAUUAUUCAGGUGGACUACCUAUAA
This is a messenger RNA of Trichomycterus rosablanca, 948 nucleotides long. It is a transcript of the gene grpel2, whose product is annotated as GrpE-like 2, mitochondrial. Gene Ontology annotation, molecular function: protein homodimerization activity; protein-folding chaperone binding; adenyl-nucleotide exchange factor activity. Gene Ontology annotation, cellular component: PAM complex, Tim23 associated import motor. The coding region runs from base 48 to 701 and encodes 217 amino acids. Lineage: Eukaryota; Metazoa; Chordata; Actinopteri; Siluriformes; Trichomycteridae. The transcript has 4 exons. The record is from RefSeq and is a predicted model, not a curated record. Gene Ontology annotation, biological process: protein folding; protein import into mitochondrial matrix.